AUGUUACGAAAUAAAGCCCCAGAGGAGGCGGCAGGGAAGGGCCGCCCUCGGUGCUCUCCAACAGCCGAGCUCCCACUCGGGACGGAACAGCGAGCAGGGGGGCGGAAAAGGUUAUUUCUGCCCGGAGGCGGGGCCGGAGGAGGUGCCCGGUGGUGGGGCCGCCCCAGCCCGCGCUGCCAGUGGAUCCGCAGCUGUGGCUCGGCAAGAGCUGGGGCGCCGGAGAGCGAUCCUACAAGUGGUUCCUCUCUGCGGCCGAGGAAUUUCGCCCACGGAGUGAAGCGGCCGGAGGAAGAGUGGGGAGUCGGGGGUGGCAGGAGAAGGACGCCGGGCUGCCGGGGGUCGGUGCGCCGGGCAGUCCCUGCAGCAGCUCAGCGGGACCGCUCCGGGGCGGGCGGCGCAGUAUGGCAUCCGCCUAACCCCAGCCAGCGCAACAGAGCCCGGGGCUACUCCUUUGCCGCCGGGAUGAGCGACAGCAGCGAGGGGAUCGUCAGCCUGCCGGUGCCCGGCCCGCCCGGCGGCGGGACCCCCUGCGAGGAGGUACUGGGCAGGAGAGCGCCCGGGGCCGACACCGGCGCCCGCAGCCUCCCGCCCGACUUGGCUGCGCCGCCGCCCGCCGCUCUCUGGGCUGAGGACGCCGCCGCCGCCUCCUGCCCGAGCACCGCGGCGCGGGCCAAGGGUGGCGGCCGCCGGACCGCGGUCACCUACGUGAUCAACGAGGCGAGCCAGGGGCCGCUGCUGGCGGCGGAGAGCGGCGCCCUGCAGAGCCUGCGGGAGGCGUGCGAGGCGGUGGGCGCCGCGCUGGAGACCCUGCACUUCGGCAAGCUGGACUUCGGCGAGACGGCGGUGCUGGACCGCUUCUACAACGCAGGUGAGAAGGGCUGCCCGGCCGGGGCUGAUCAUCACUCCGCGGGACCGGCUCGGCCGGGGCUCGCCGUCACCGCUCCGGGUUCACCGCGGGGCGGCGGGAGCAGCUCCGGCCGCCGGCUCCUCCGGGCGCCGAGCCCCGGUGUCCCCGGCUGCAGUGACAGCAGACGCGGCGGGAGCGUGGGGAGGUAA
Pseudopodoces humilis (Tibetan ground-tit) is the source of this 1056-nucleotide messenger RNA. The record is from RefSeq and is a predicted model, not a curated record. Lineage: Eukaryota; Metazoa; Chordata; Aves; Passeriformes; Paridae.